AUGAUAGCCGAGAAAACCCCUGCCAACGCUUGGUUUUACACUCUGGAAGCCCAGGAAACUUGCUCGUGGACCUGGAAAAGGUGGAAAGAAGAACUGCUUCGAGAGUUCCGAGAUCCCCUAACCAAGUCCAAGCGCAAAACCGAAUAUGUGCGCUGCCACGCGAACCCCAAAGAAUUUCGCAGCUUUCUCGUGUUCAUUGACCACAAAACUCAUCUCUGGCGCCUCGCAUACGGCGACCGGGCAAACAUAGAAUGUCCCGCUGACCAGCAUUUCGACCUAAUAGUCGAACAAUUGCCCAGCGACAUCCAAAUCAUGGUCAAAUCCUGUAACGUCAUGAACCUGACCAAAUUAAAAGACUUCCUGCGCCUUUAUUUUGGCUCUGAUGACACCAGAAAACGAGACCCUUGCUACAGCGGUGCUGCUGAAGCUCAGAAGAAGUCACAAAAGACCGGAAUCGACAAAGGCCCUAAGCAGACGGCUCAACAUAAAACCAGAAACCCCGAAAAGGGUCGCGACGGCCCUCAGAAGAUGGUUCCGGACCCCAACACGGAACCACCGGCACCCUGCAAAUUCUGUCAGAAAAAGCAUUGGAAUGUUUUCUGCUGGCAGAACCCGAACCGAAAAGAUCCUGAAGAUGGAAAGAAGGGACCAUACGGAGCACCCAUGCCCGCAGGUUGGAAACCCAAACAGGAGUCCAAGAAGUCGUACAUAGUGGAGCUGGACUCGAUGUCCGCUACCACCGAGACUCUUUUUUCGGCUUCGGAACUGGAAAGAACGGAAGCCGCUAAUCAAGGAUUCCACACCAUCGGAUUCUUUCAUUCACCCGAGCACUCGGAAUCAACAAUUUUGAUGACCGCACCUCUUUCCGAGGUCACGGUGACCAAGGAAGAGGACCCCCGCACGCCCACGCAGGGCUGGGACCAAGUCUGGGACAACAUAGCCAUCAUCUGGGGCACCCCGCAAGUGGCUCUGAUGAUGGGCAACAACCCCCGCGCGCUCAGCUUCUUCGCCAAAGAACCGAAGCGAGGCGCCGGGCACCUCGGGAACGACCCCUACGCAGUCGCGUGGAGUUCCCACCACCUCUACAUCGCUGCCGCAGCCGAAGCUGACAAGGAUCGAAUCCUGCGAAAAGUCUGA
Spizellomyces punctatus DAOM BR117 is the source of this 1137-nucleotide messenger RNA. RefSeq lists its product as uncharacterized. Lineage: Eukaryota; Fungi; Chytridiomycota; Chytridiomycetes; Spizellomycetales; Spizellomycetaceae. The transcript has a single exon. Bases 1 to 1137 code for a protein of 378 amino acids. The record is from RefSeq and is a predicted model, not a curated record.